AUGUGUCCAGCAAUGAAGUGUCUUCUAUUCCUUCUCUUCUGUAUUGUUAUUGUGAGUGGAGCUAUAGCUGGGAAAGAAAAAGUGAGACGUCGAUGUCUGGAGGAGUUUGGAGUAACGGGACCUUGCAAAGCUCUUUUACCAAGGUGGGGACUUGAUCCAGAGACUGGCGAAUGUAAAAGAUUCUUUUAUGGAGGUUGUCAAGGGACCAGAAACAACUUUAAAACUGAAUCUAAAUGCAAGGAAAAAUGCAAAGCAUGA
This is a messenger RNA of Necator americanus (New World hookworm), 258 nucleotides long. RefSeq lists its product as uncharacterized. The record is from RefSeq and is a predicted model, not a curated record. Gene Ontology annotation, molecular function: serine-type endopeptidase inhibitor activity. NCBI's taxonomy places the organism in Eukaryota, Metazoa, Nematoda, Chromadorea, Rhabditida, Ancylostomatidae. The transcript has 3 exons. The coding region runs from base 1 to 258 and encodes 85 amino acids.